This is a messenger RNA of Girardinichthys multiradiatus, 7024 nucleotides long. It is a transcript of the gene iqsec1b, whose product is annotated as IQ motif and Sec7 domain ArfGEF 1b. The transcript is spliced from 16 exons. Gene Ontology annotation, molecular function: guanyl-nucleotide exchange factor activity; protein binding. NCBI's taxonomy places the organism in Eukaryota, Metazoa, Chordata, Actinopteri, Cyprinodontiformes, Goodeidae. Bases 272 to 4012 code for a protein of 1246 amino acids. Gene Ontology annotation, biological process: actin cytoskeleton organization; regulation of ARF protein signal transduction. The record is from RefSeq and is a predicted model, not a curated record.
GGACGCCGCUGCCGGACAAUAGAGGGUUAAACGGCUCUCUGGCGCGCGGGGCGGUGGGUUGGAGGCUGGUCGCGGCGCAGAGCUCGGUGUACACCAGCGCAUCAGAACUGGUCAGGUUUCUACAGAACCGCCGCUGCCACGCAGCACAGCAGAGAUGUCGUGGCGGAGCGGGAUCAGCGGAUUGGACCACACUCUGUCUCGAUCCCAGUGAGCCCGAGAAAGUAGCUGGAGAAAGGGGGAGUGCGUUUCUGCUCGUGUGGAAGCCGCUUUCAUGGACGCACAGCGGGGUUUGAGGGAGAUGGAGAAUCCGACGGAGAACCCAAGCAAGGCGGCGGAGUACCUUCAAGAGCUGAAUAAGAUAAUCGAGACCCAGCAGGAUCUGCUUGAGAAGCAGAGAGUCCGAAUUGAGGAGCUGGAGCUCCAGGUGACGGAUCUGUGCAAGGAAAACGCCUGUUUGAAGGAUCAGCACCAGAGGCACCUGGCCACCUGCAGACUCCAGCAGGGGAACCUCUCCUCGUUGGGGGCCAUCAAGGAGAAUGUCGUGCAGGAAAAGCGACACGCCUCAUUGCCUGCACAAGUCUCUGAGAUCCACCAAAACCUUUUUGCCCCCCUGUGUAGAAGAAGUUACCCCUGCCGGAGAUGGAAGUCUGCAUCCUUCGGGCCAGAAGCUGAGGACAUCAGCUCUGCCAUGUCUCAUAGACGCCACCACCACUCUGUGGAAGGUGAUGCCCCUGUCAGCGAGUUGGGUGCCUGUGCGGACCCCAGUGGCAGCUAUGUUUGCAAGCCAGUGAUCCACCGCGGCGGGUUUGGCUUGGACCACCUGGACAGCCAGCUUUACGGACACAUCUUCCUGCCGAACCACCUGCGACCUCGCCGACCCAAGCUUCAGCACUCCCAGUCCAUCCUCCGCAAGCAGACAGAGGAGGAGGCCAUCAAGCGCUCUCGCUCGCUGUCAGAGAGCUAUGAACUCUCAUCGGACCUUCAGGAUAAACAGGUGGAGAUGCUAGAGCGCAAAUAUGGCGGGCGUUUCAUAACCCGGCACGCCGCACGUACCAUUCAAACAGCCUUCCGUCAGUACCAAAUGAAUAAGAACUUUGAGCGUCUUCGAAGUUCUAUGUCUGAAAACCGUAUGUCCAGGCGGAUUGUUCUGUCCAAUAUGAGAAUGCAGCUUUCCUUUGAAGGACCUGAAAAAGUCCACAGCUCCUACUUUGAGGGAAAGCAGGUCUCUUUAUCAGAUGAAGGCACCAAAAUAGGUGCAUUGGUUCAGUCAGAACAUGGCGGGGAGAGAGGUGUACAAAUUAAGACACCAAGCACACAGAGUGACUUCACAGAUGCCAUCACAGAACUGGAAGAUGCCUUCUCCAGGCAGGUCAAGUCUCUAGCUGAAUCCAUUGAUGAUGCGUUGAACUGUCGCAGUCUACACGGGGAAGACAGUCCAUUAGAGCAGGGCAGAGGACACCCAGAUAUGGACAGAGAGCUCAGCUGCCAAGUGAAAUCCUCCCACAGUGCUGCAGAGCACCGCAAACUAGAUGAGAUGACGGCAUCUUACAGUGAUGUGACCCUUUACAUUGAUGAAGAAGAACUAUCGCCCCCUCUGACUAUGUCUCAGUCUGUAGACCGGCCCUCCAGCACAGAGUUAGACCUACGCCAGCGUUCCCUCAAUUCCUCCCAGGACUACUGGUUGCUUGCUCACAAGGAUGAAAAAGGGGACACAGAUACCAGCUGUCGCAGCACACCUUCCUUAGAAUGCCAAGAACAGGGUCUGCGAGUGGACCACCUACCCUUACUAACUAUAGAGCCUCCCAGUGACAGCUCUGUGGAGCUUAGCGAUCGGUCUGACCGAAGCUCCUUAAAGAGACAGAACGCUUAUGAAAGGAGCCUCAGCAACCAGCAGAGCAGCCCAAAACACAUCAGCCAUAGCCUGCCGCCUCGGGGACCUUCCAGGGAAGAAGAAGCCCCCCGUCACCGUCCGCGGCAGCUGGAAGCCCAUCUGGCCAUCAACGGUACAGCCAACCGUCAGAGUAAGUCAGAGUCUGAUUUCUCUGAUGGUGACAACGACAGCAUCAACAGCACAUCAAACUCCAACGACACCAUCAACUGCAGCUCCGAGUCCUCAUCCAGAGACAGCCUGAGAGAGCAGACACUCAGCAAACAGACGUACCACAAGGAAACUCGGAACAGCUGGGACUCGCCGGCAUUUAGCAAUGACAUCAUUCGCAAGAGACACUACCGCAUUGGCCUAAAUCUCUUCAACAAGAAACCAGAAAAAGGCAUCCAGUACCUGAUGGAACGGAACUUUGUUCCCGACACUCCAGUGGGAGUUGCCCACUUCCUUCUCCAGAGGAAAGGCUUGAGUAGGCAGAUGAUUGGCGAGUUCCUUGGUAACCGACAGAAGCAAUUCAACCGAGAUGUUCUUGAUUGUGUGGUAGAUGAAAUGGACUUCUCUGGGAUGGAGCUGGAUGAAGGGCUUCGAAAAUUCCAGGCACAUAUCAGAGUGCAGGGAGAGGCACAGAAGGUUGAGCGGCUGAUAGAGGCGUACAGCCAGCGCUACUGCAUCUGCAAUCCUGGUGUAGUGCGACAAUUCAGGAACCCGGACACCAUCUUCAUCCUCGCUUUUGCCAUCAUCCUCCUCAACACUGACAUGUACAGCCCCAACGUGAAGCCUGAGAGGAAGAUGAAACUGGAGGACUUUGUAAAAAACCUUCGAGGGGUUGACGAUGGGGAGGACAUUCCCCGUGAGAUGCUGGUGGGGAUAUAUGAGCGGAUUCGAAAACGAGAACUCAGGACUAAUGAAGAUCAUGUGUCCCAGGUUCAGAAAGUGGAAAAACUGAUAGUUGGGAAAAAGCCUAUUGGCUCUUUACACCAAGGUAUUGGCUGUGUGCUAUCACUCCCCCACAGAAGGCUGGUGUGUUACUGCAGACUGUUUGAAGUACCUGAUCCCAACAAACCACAGAAGCUAGGCCUGCACCAAAGGGAGAUCUUCCUCUUUAAUGACCUGCUAGUGGUUACCAAAAUUUUUCAGAAGAAAAAGAAUUCUGUGACAUACAGCUUUCGGCAGUCCUUCUCACUCUACGGCAUGCAAGUGAUGCUAUUUGAAAAUCAGUAUUAUCCCAAUGGCGUGCGCCUGACCUCAGCCAUUCCUGGAGCAGACAUCAAGGUCCUCAUCAAUUUCAAUGCCCCCAAUCCUCAGGAUCGCAAAAAAUUUACUGAUGAUUUGCGAGAAUCUAUUGCCGAAGUCCAAGAGAUGGAAAAGUACCGGAUAGAGUCUGAGCUUGAGAAACAGAAGGGUGUGGUGAGGCCCAGUAUCUCCCAGUGUUCGGGGUUAAAAAAGGAAACUGGAAAUGGCAACCUGAGCCGAGCCAGCCUAGAUGACAGCUAUGCCAUUGGUGAGGGACUGAAGAGGAGCGCACUCAGCAGCUCCCUGCGGGAUCUCUCAGAUGCAGGAAAGCGUGGGAGACGCAGCAGUGCAGGAUCACUAGACAGCAAUCUGGAAGGCUCCAUCAUUAGCAGUCCACACAUACGGCACAGGACCCCCUCCGGUCGAGACUGCCCGUCCCGCCACAGUGGACAGUCCCUGCCCAGCUCCUCCUCCCUGCUCGGAUCUCUGUUUGGCACCAGGCGGGUGAAGUCCCCCAGCCCCACCCCUCAGACUCCACACCCCACCCUGAUCUCCCACACUCCGCACCCAGUCAACCUGCACCACACAGCCCGAGUGGAGACGGACACACCAGUCCCCUUGCAUCCUCACCACGCCCAGUUCUGCCAUGUGACCCAGAAUCCCCCGCCUUACCACCACCACCAUCACUACCACCCGCCACCCCAUCUGCAGCACCCGCCCCAAUACCACCCACCCCCAUCUCACAGCCAGCAGCCGCCCUACCCGCCUCACCCGCAGCACAGCCACGGGAACCACUCAGCUCACAGCCCCCACCUCCAUGGCCAGCCGCCACCACCAUCUCAGGUUCCCAGCAGCACGAAGCCCAAGCACAGCGGCAUUAGCACAGUGGUGUGAGGGGAUCACAGUGAACUGUUUCUUUAGAGACUCUUACCCGAUGAGAUCGUCACACUGUGUUUCUCUGGUCUGCAGAUAUGAAGCCAGACUUGAGCCUGGACUUUGUUCACCAUUGUGUUUCUGCUCACUUUUCCCAUUUCAUUUCAGGACCUGUCUGCCUGCUUCAGGAGCAACAGACAAGGAUUUACAUGCAUGCACAGAGACCACAAGUAGUGUUUGUCUCGAGUUAAUAAAAGGAACGAGAUCAAAAAUCCUCCAUGUAUUUAACAGAAAAGCUAAACAGUGAAGCAACCGGAUUGUGUCACAAAGACAGCCGAAGCUGUAGCUGAUUAUUUAAUGUAGCAGUAGUUCACAGUGCACUGUAAUAUCUCUGGUAGCAGUUGUAAAUGUAAAUUUAUUGAGGUAACCACUAAAAAUUGCUUAAUGUCUAUUGUGCAUAAUAUUUUGUAAAAUAAAAAUAUCAGCUGUUACUAUUCUAAUUAUUGCCAAACAAAUGGCAUCAGUUAAACUCUCAGUAUAGCUGCACACGAGACGCCAUAGUUAGGAACCAAUACCAAGCUUGUAUUAGUUAGGCCGUCUGAAGCUGGAGCAUGGAUGGUUGGUUGGAGUUAGGACUCAGUUACAGUUGUACACCUAUUCCUUGGGCUUGGAGUUUGCUCUCCUGUUUUGGGAAAUGGUGCCACAGCAGGCUAGUGAAAUGUCUGUUAUUCACUACUGGCUGUAAACUGCUCUGCUUUUAUUUUCUCAAGUCAUACAAGCUAAACAAGUCAGAGUUCUGUGUUGUUCUGCAUCCUGGAAGGGUUGUGGUUCUCUAAGUUUUCUCAGCAUCCACAGGAAGAUGUAUUUUGCUCUUUCAACAUGCAGAUGGAGGAGAUGUGUGUGUGGAGUGUGUAGCAGGGAACCAGCACUGUGACGGUUCCACAGUGAAAACUUCCACAGUUUGUGUUCAGGUUCACUCAAGUCAUGUCCAACUGUCCAACUCUUCUCUGUGAGCCCCACUGAGUCACUAUCAUGGUGUGAUCGUGGUGGCACUCGUGCUUUUCUCAACACAAAUAGCAGUUUAUAUCAAUGAUCCAGCUAACAUAUUAUGGGAUGGCUAGUUGCAUCCACAGUAUGGGUGGAGUGGGCAAAGCUGAAGCAGUGGCACUUUCUGUUUGAAGUAUUAUGUUUGAAUAUCGAUAGAUCAAGUUAGUCAUUUUUAUGUGCAAUAUGAAUUUUCUUUUCUUAUUUGACUUAUUUUGUCUAAGGAUAUUUGUUCAUGUUGAAUUUUGUCUUUUUGUCCUACAGUGUCCUCUGUCAUAUCCUCCUCACUGUUUUCGUGAAGUUAGUAUCAACAUGGUUUUGGAUCUGGUGGACCCCUCCACGUCACAGUUGAUUAAGAAAAUGAACGCCAGAGCAGAGCUUACUGCGGUUGCCUAUAGUUUACUUUUUACUCCAGAGCAAAAUCACACGUUUUCCCUGAUUUACGUAGAAUGCAUAUUAGUCAUCACUAUUGCAGGUUCGCAGUCAUCAUUGACACAGGAAACCAUUGGUGCUUGGACUGAAAGAAACUGGGCUUCAGAAAUGUAGAAGAGGUGAUGCAAGGCAUUUUAUGAUGAACCUACAUAAAGCAGGGCAUAAUUGUGAACGGGAAGGAAAAUGACACCCCUUUCACUGCAGGUCUUUUGUGGUUUCUUCCAGCUUAUCUACAGACUGCAACGUUUUGCUCAUUUUUAGCUCUGGCUCAGUCCAUUUGGAAGGAGUGUGUCUGAACAUCAAGUUUCAAGUCUUCUGCAGCCUCUAACAGGUUUUCUUCUAGGAUCUAGGUCCUUUAUUUAGCUCCAUCCAUCUACCCAUCUUCUCUGAACAGCUUUCUGUCCCUGCUGAAAAAAGUCCACAGCAUGAUACUGUGUACAUGGUAAAGCAUUUUUUUUACCAUGUUUCGCAGAGGGGAUGGUAUGUUGAUGGUAUGUAUUCAGUGUUCUGCAUGUAGGCCAAAUAUUCAGUUUAGGUCUCCUCUAAUCUAAGGCAGUGUAUAUCUUAAAGUAUAAAGAACUGAAUUCCAGUUGCCUACUUCCAAACUUUCUGGAUCAGACUGUUUAACUGUAGUUAAAUACAGACCUCCACACACACUUCAGAUUGUAAUAGCUUCAUAUGCACUUGCCCACAUGUAAAUCAGAGCAUUAAUUUAGCAUUUCAAAUGGUAUUCUAACAUUUAUCACUGGCACACAUUAAGAUUGUUCCGUCUGUUGUUGGAAUUUCUUCCGUCUUCAGGAUUCUUAGUAAGUCACCCUCGCACAUUUGUACCAAGGGCGAAUAAGAAGUGAAUUUAAUCGACUGUGAAAUAAGUAUUUUACAAUACAUAUUGGACUGGAAUGUGACGCUGGUCACAGUUCAGUGAUGUUACAGUUUGUACCUUAGUUUUGAGGUCAUGGUUCAGUUCAAUGAGAAAAAAAACAAAGUGACAUAAUGAACUGCUCAGGUUGGUUUUCACUUCUUUUAAACAGAAACCUGAUGAAACCACACUUUAAAUUAAAACACAUUUGAAAAAUGUUCAUCCAGUCUGAGCUAUACAUUGACCAUAUGUCAAAGCAAUGGUUAGAUUCUGUCCUAAAGCAAAUACAAAAAUGAAGGCAAGGUUUUAUUUUAUGUAAAAAAAAAAAAAAAUGCUUAACAGAACCAAAAAGCUUAAACUGAAAUGAGGAAUUUCUCUUAAUUUGAAAAUACAAACAGGCCAAAAACAAUAAACUUUCACCAUUCAGACAUCUGCAUGUACACCAUUGUGUAAAUUCAGUGUUGCAAAGAGCAUGAAAAUCUAACUUGUAACUUUCCAUAUGAUCCACCUCUUGUUCUCUGCUGCUGCAGAUCAAUUGGAACAGGAAACGCCUUCUCACUGCUCAUUUCAAAACAAGCUCCUUAAUGUCAUUGUUACCAGUCAUUUGUCAUUGCUUUGGUGUGGAGUGCUUUAGUUACAUUCUUCAUCUACUUAUUUUCUGUCCUAGCACAAAAGCAAUAAAACACAUGUGCACCCGA